CAUACACAAGUCACGUCAACGUUUGUGCUGCUGGCAGGAUACUAGUUCAUCUCGCGACCAGACUUUGUAGUGGGGACAAUCAUAACCGUCUUGAUUUGGAAUAUUUCCAUUUUUAUUUCGUUUUUACAAGGAUUUGCUUUAUCUUAUUAUUCGUUUGGUUUAUUAUCAAAAAUCUCAAUGAUGGCCUGCUCCGGUUUCACCUGCUCCAAGCACUGCCUCUGUGCGCUCAAUAUCCUUUAUGUUUUGGUGAGUCUGCUGAUGAUCGGCAUCGCUGCGUGGGGGAAGUGGUUCGGCCUGGUGUCCAGCUUCCAGGUGGUGGGCGGAGUCAUUGGAGUAGGCGUUUUCCUGUUCUUCGUGGCGUUGGUCGGCCUCAUUGGGGCCGUGAAGCACCACCAGGUCCUACUCUUCUUCUAUAUGAUCAUCCUCUUCAUGGUGUUCAUCGUCCAGUUCUCUGUCUCCAGCGCCUGUCUGGCCAUCAACAAGGAUCAGCAGGAACAACUGUUGGAGGUGGGAUGGAACAACUCUCACACCACCCAGAGAGACGUAGAGAAGAGUCUCAACUGCUGUGGCUUCUACCACGUAGACAACAACGGGACCUGUGACGCUGCCUGUUUCCCCAACCACUCCUGUUCACCGUGUGCUGAGCACAUCCAGGCGCAUGCAGGAGAGGUGCUGCGCUUCGUGGGCGGGAUAGGCCUCUUCUUCAGCUUCACUGAGAUCCUGGGGGUGUGGCUAACGUAUCAAUACAGGAACCAGAAAGACCCUCGAGCCAAUCCCAGUGCCUUCCUGUAACUGCUGGCAACUGCUGGCUCUGCGCCCUGCCCCCCUCACCCCACAUCCUGGAAGUGGCUAGCCCUCCUCCUGGAGAGCUAAUGGAUGUGCAGGCUUUUUCUCAAGCCCUACUCUAACUAACACUAACACAGCUGAUUCUAAACAAAUGAGUUGCUCAUCGGGACCAUUUUCAGCUGAAUCGGUUGUGUUAGUUAAAGUGGGGCCGGAGCAAAAGCCUGCAGUAGCUCUCCUGGUGGGUUUGCCGCCUGUUUUAGGGGCUGUGUUUGUAGAUAAGCGAGUGACUUGUGUGUGUUUUCACCAGCUGAGCGCAGCGGCAGGCCUUUGUGUGGUGUUUCAUAAAGGUGUGUGUCUGGAAAAUAACUGGGUCGCGUUCGUUAGGGCACUAAACAGGAGAAAACUGACUGAGACAGGAGGAACUACAUUUUCCUUUACAUUUUCAGUUGCUAAAUGUUUUCUGUUGUGUGCCCUAAAGAACACGACCCGGCUGUAUAUUAAAAUGCUGCAUGAGUCUAUUACCCUAAUAGGACACCUGAAGCCACUCCCAAUCCCAAUCAUAUCCUGUAUUUAACCUCUCAUACGUAUAUGGCUCUGCUUCCGAUGACAAAUCUCUUGGAUUCAACGUUUUCAGAGAAUACAUUUGAUAUUUGAUACACCGUUGAUGGGCAAGCGUUCAGUAUGCUCAGACCAGUAUUAGAGCAUGUGAACUGUGAUGUUGUGACUACUGAAUGACUCCUGUAGUACAAACAACGACUGACAUAAUGAAGAACAGUUUGUAUUAUUUUGAGCGCAUGGCGAUUGAAGAUAUCAUUGAAUAUUUGUACAUUUGAUUUUAACACUCAAUAACAGGACUGUAGCGCGCUGUUGACAGUUGUGUGCUGUAACUACAUAACUACAGCUAUUUAAGCAGCUUGUUGUUGCCUUUACUUCACGUCAUCAUGCUACACAGUAUUCAACAAAGAAGUUGUUCUGUAUGUGUAUUUCUGUGUAAACAUUCCUAAUGAUUAGAAAUCUGCUAAACCAAAUGCAUUAAUGUAAGAGUCAGUUGCUUAUGCCGUCUGAAUAUCAACACUAUGUCAUUCUGGGGAAGUCUGACCUGAAAACACAUAUGAUACACUUUGUUCUGCUGAUAGUGUUACAAAGCCUGGCAGUCGAUUGUGUGCUGCUGUAUCGUGUCUCUGCUAGGAUGUGCUGCUGUAUCGUGUCUCUGCUAGGAUGUGCUGCUGCAUCAUGUCUCUGCUAGGAUGUGCUGCUGCAUCAUGUCUCUGCUAGGAUGUGCUGCUGCAUCGUGUCUCUGCUAGGAUGUGCUGCUGUAUCGUGUCUCUGCUAGGAUGUGCUGCUGCAUCAUGUCUCUGCUAGGAUGUGCUGCUGCAUCAUGUCUCUGCUAGGAUGUGCUGCUGCAUCAUGUCUCUGCUAGGAUGUGCUGCUGCAUCAUGUCUCUGCUAGGAUGUGCUGCUGCAUCAUGUCUCUGCUAGGAUGUGCUGCUGCAUCAUGUCUCUGCUAGGAUGUGCUGCUGCAUCAUGUCUCUGCUAGGAUGUGCUGCUGCAUCAUGUCUCUGCUAGGAUGUGCUGCUGCAUCAUGUCUCUGCUAGGAUGUGCUGCUGCAUCAUGUCUCUGCUAGGAUGUGCUGCUGCAUCAUGUCUCUGCUAGUAUGUGCUGCUGCAUCAUGUCUCUGCUAGGAUGUGCUGCUGCAUCAUGUCUCUGCUAGGAUGUGCAGCUGCAUCAUGUCUCUGCUAGGAUGUGCUGCUGCAUCAUGUCUCUGCUAGGAUGUGCUGCUGCAUCAUGUCUCUGCUAGGAUGUGCAGCUGCAUCAUGUCUCUGCUAGGAUGUGCUGCUGCAUCAUGUCUGCUAGGAUGUGCUGCUGUAUCGUGUCUCUGCUAGGAUGUGCUGCUGCAUCAUGUCUCUGCUAGGAUGUGCUGCUGCUUCAUGUCUCUGCUAGGAUGUGCUGCUGUAUCAUGUCUCUGCUAGGAUGUGCUGCUGCGUCAUGUCUCUGCUAGGAUGUGCUGCUGCAUCAUGUCUCUGCUAGGAUGUGCUGCUGCAUCAUGUCUCUGCUAGGAUGUGCUGCUGCAUCAUGUCUCUGCUAGGAUGUGCUGCUGCAUCAUGUCUCUGCUAGGAUGUGCUGCUGCAUCAUGUCUCUGCUAGGAUGUGCUGCUGCAUCAUGUCUCUGCUAGGAUGUGCUGCUGCAUCAUGUCUCUGCUAGGAUGUGCUGCUGCAUCAUGUCUCUGCUAGGAUGUGCUGCUGUAUCGUGUCUCUGCUAGGAUGUGCUGCUGCAUCAUGUCUGCUAGGAUGUGCUGCUGUAUCGUGUCUCUGCUAGGAUGUGCUGCUGCAUCAUGUCUGCUAGGAUGUGCUGCUGUAUCGUGUCUCUGCUAGGAUGUGCUGCUGCAUCAUGUCUCUGCUAGGAUGUGCUGCUGCUUCAUGUCUCUGCUAGGAUGUGCUGCUGUAUCAUGUCUCUGCUAGGAUGUGCUGCUGCAUCAUGUCUCUGCUAGGAUGUGCUGCUGCAUCAUGUCUCUGCUAGGAUGUGCUGCUGCAUCAUGUCUCUGCUAGGAUGUGCUGCUGCUUCAUGUCUCUGCUAGGAUGUGCUGCUGUAUCAUGUCUCUGCUAGGAUGUGCUGCUGCAUCAUGUCUCUGCUAGGAUGUGCUGCUGCAUCAUGUCUCUGCUAGGAUGUGCUGCUGCAUCAUGUCUCUGCUAGGAUGUGCUGCUGCAUCAUGUCUCUGCUAGUAUGUGCUGCUGCAUCAUGUCUCUGCUAGGAUGUGCUGCUGCAUCAUGUCUCUGCUAGGAUGUGCAGCUGCAUCAUGUCUCUGCUAGGAUGUGCUGCUGCAUCAUGUCUCUGCUAGGAUGUGCUGCUGCAUCAUGUCUCUGCUAGGAUGUGCAGCUGCAUCAUGUCUCUGCUAGGAUGUGCUGCUGCAUCAUGUCUGCUAGGAUGUGCUGCUGUAUCGUGUCUCUGCUAGGAUGUGCUGCUGCAUCAUGUCUCUGCUAGGAUGUGCUGCUGCUUCACGUCUCUGCUAGGAUGUGCUGCUGUAUCAUGUCUCUGCUAGGAUGUGCUGCUGCAUCAUGUCUCUGCUAGGAUGUGCUGCUGCAUCAUGUCUCUGCUAGGAUGUGCUGCUGCAUCAUGUCUCUGCUAGGAUGUGCUGCUGCAUCAUGUCUCUGCUAGGAAGUGCUGCUGCAUCAUGUCUCUGCUAGGAUGUGCUGCUGCAUCAUGUCUCUGCUAGGAUGUGCUGCUGCAUCAUGUCUCUGCUAGGAUGUGCUGCUGCAUCAUGUCUCUGCUAGGAUGUGCUGCUGUAUCGUGUCUCUGCUAGGAUGUGCUGCUGCAUCAUGUCUGCUAGGAUGUGCUGCUGUAUCGUGUCUCUGCUAGGAUGUGCUGCUGCAUCAUGUCUCUGCUAGGAUGUGCUGCUGUAUCGUGUCUCUGCUAGGAUGUGCUGCUGCAUCAUGUCUGCUAGGAUGUGCUGCUGUAUCGUGUCUCUGCUAGGAUGUGCUGCUGCAUCAUGUCUCUGCUAGGAUGUGCUGCUGCUUCAUGUCUCUGCUAGGAUGUGCUGCUGUAUCAUGUCUCUGCUAGGAUGUGCUGCUGCAUCAUGUCUCUGCUAGGAUGUGCUGCUGCAUCAUGUCUCUGCUAGGAUGUGCUGCUGCAUCAUGUCUCUGCUAGGAUGUGCUGCUGCUUCAUGUCUCUGCUAGGAUGUGCUGCUGUAUCAUGUCUCUGCUAGGAUGUGCUGCUGCAUCAUGUCUCUGCUAGGAUGUGCUGCUGCAUCAUGUCUCUGCUAGGAUGUGCUGCUGCAUCAUGUCUCUGCUAAGAUGUGCUGCUGCAUCAUGUCUCUGCUAGGAUGUGCUGCUGCUACUGAUGGUUCUGUGAACUAGGUACCUGAGCCUUUGUACAAGAAAUCACAAUAAAAUUGAUAUUUUACAUCUU
Molecule: messenger RNA, 4688 nt
Organism: Oncorhynchus mykiss (rainbow trout)
Lineage: Eukaryota; Metazoa; Chordata; Actinopteri; Salmoniformes; Salmonidae
Product: tetraspanin-13
Cellular component (GO): membrane
Source: RefSeq, a predicted model, not a curated record